This is a messenger RNA of Mya arenaria, 2324 nucleotides long. RefSeq lists its product as uncharacterized. The transcript is spliced from 3 exons. The record is from RefSeq and is a predicted model, not a curated record. The coding region runs from base 191 to 1012 and encodes 273 amino acids. Lineage: Eukaryota; Metazoa; Mollusca; Bivalvia; Myida; Myidae.
AUAACACUCAAAUUGCAUUGAUGUCUACAAUGCAUUGAUGUUUACAUUUAAAUACCAAAGUAACUUAACUAAGUAUUGAAAAUAGUUUUUGAACGUUUAUAAUUAUGCCGUUUUAAAUAUUUAAUCGGCUGUAAUCUUUCAGUCGAUUAUUGUAUUAACAAUAUGAACGGAUAUAAACACUCACGAACGGAUGACAGUAUACAUGGGUCAGGGCACCACCCUUCAUGCAUCUCAGCAGACUGACGACCUUAGUCAUGUGAUGUUCAUCUUUCAGCUCUUUCAGAGCGGCUUGAUAUUCACGGCCCUCAUGGCCGGCGCCAUCUGUGUCGGUCAUCUAGUCUUAAUGCGGAAGUACUGCCGAAAUACCACGACGCUGGUCGCAGUGGUGCUCUCUGGAUUUUUCCAUCUGAUCGCAAGCGUGCGCAUGUUGACAAUUGCUGAAAAUUACAUGAAAAGACGCGUACAACAGGGACCUCCGAGCGUCGACUCGUGCUUGGAUUACUCGAUGACGGAGGCGUUUGCCAACGGGGUUGUGCUCGUGUUAAUCGUGCAUAAUGUUUUUGUUCAGAACUUUAAACGGUCGAUGUCUUCGUGUCUAGCAUACGCAGGCACACUUGGUUGCAUCAUCACAGGAAGUUUUUCCGUAAUCAAGAUUGUGCCGCAAAAUAGCCCACUUCCAGUUACACAACAUUCGCUUGAGACGCUUGGGACAUAUGGAAGUCAGCACUUUACCGUAUUCUUGUUCGUGUGUCAGAAAAACGUUUACGAGGAAAGAUGGGCUAUUCUGGUGGAAUAUUUAGUGAUAUACCUACCCGUCAUGUUCACCGUGCUGGUUGCUCUUUGCAGGAACAGGACAAAACAAACGGCCGGAUACUCUCUGCUCGACAUCACACUGCUUGAAAGAGACACAAUGCAAUCUACGCCAUUUUUACAAUCAGAAAUACAGAGACAUGCAACUAGUCGAAAAUUCAAAAGUAAAAGCCUUACUGAGGUGUUUAUUUGUCCAACAUAGUGACUGAAUGUGUUUUAAUCGACAUGGUUGCCGUUCUUUUAUACAUUACUAUUGUCUUACUCAUAGUACGGCCAGGAUACAUUCUGUAUGCGCAAGCAACUUCGGGUUACUUCUUGGACAUAUUGCCAAGUUUGUUGUUACAGACAGUAAUUUUCACUUUUAUUUGCUCUGAAUAUAUUGGAAAGGUUCUUAUUCGAUCAUAAUAUUGCAAUAAUGAGGUGAAAUCAAACGGCUAUUGUAACUGUAAACAUAAGGGCAAGCCUCUUAUGCAGGUAUGAUAAGCUGUAAAUUUCUGUAGACAGGUUCUUUAGAGAUGUGUUGUUUAAAUGUAAAGACGCACUUGCUUUGAAUGGGAAAUCCAUUAUUAUGUUUCCACAAAACUGUGAUACUACGCUCAAAUAUGUUUGUAGCGCUUUUGUAACUGGGUAAAAAAAGCACGAAAGGAAUCAUAUUGACGGAAUUAAAGUCGAAAUAUUCUCAAAUACUUACACUUGGUGUCAUCUUCGUUCAUUUUAUAAAAUGUUACUUAUGGCAUGAAACAACAUAUUUAUAUAUAUUUAUAUAUAUUUAAAUUGAUAAAAUGAUAUAUACGUUUCGUGAUUAGUAGGUAAAGAAGGCUGUGAUAAUUGAAUAAUAUUCAAUUGAAAUAGUGUUUAAAUUUCGAUUUUGUUUUAUGUGUACAUUUGAAUUUGUAGUAAAAGAAUAAGGUCACUGUAUUUAGAUAAACUGUUAUAACAACGAUCGUGCAUGCAUAUUUUGAAUCAUGUUUAUGCGUUAUUCAUAUUAUUUAUAUGUGUUGAGUCAUUUCUAUUCCCUGAUAUGUAUCAUUUGAGAACAAUGUUUGAGGUAAAUCGCAUUAAGAUUAUAUGUUUACUCCUUGUAGGCUAUUGUCCACUACAUAAUUUCCCUAUAGAAAAGUGUUCCAUAGUUAAUUGACCGAUUUACACGCGAAAUAACAUUGACGUCUAUAUUACUAGACCGUCAACUACGUAUAGAGGAUGAAAGUCUAACAUGUGGACCAAACAUUAAACGGCAUUAAAACAAUCCUUAAAAUUGGCAGAACGCAGACACUAUGUACUGAAUAUAGUAAAAUAAUGAGGCAACAUGACAACUACUGGCACGGUAAGUAUUUUAUACACGACAUUGUACUAUCAGACGAUUUGAAAAAAAAACAACAGUUCUUGAGUACAUUUUCGGUUUGCAUUUUAAAGGAAGCUCUGAACUACCGCACGUACUUAUUGUGCAUAUAUCAUUGACUAGACUAUUUAAUUGCAAUACAAGGUCUCUUCCCUUUUAAGAUUGAGCAUGAUUU